AUGCGAACCAUCCGGCGACGCGUGGUGGACGUAUUCCUCUGCUAUCUCAUACUGCUCUCUUUCAUCGACCGACAUUUCGCGGACGCGCUCAGGUGAGCUAGUGUACGGAUAUUUAUAACCAGCUGA
Messenger RNA from Haemonchus placei, 126 nucleotides. Lineage: Eukaryota; Metazoa; Nematoda; Chromadorea; Rhabditida; Trichostrongylidae. The record is from the annotation of a GenBank genome assembly.